AUGGAUAGGUCCACGGACGAAGAGGUGGUUGCGGUGGCCAAGCACGAAGCAAGUCCGAAACAGGAACAGGGAUUCGGUAUCGAUGUCAAGCAGCGUCAAAGCCAAGUCCACCGGAGGGGUAAAUGGUUGAGUCCAGAAUUCGGUCGUCAGGAGAUGCGAGUCCAUAACUGCCACAGCUCUGUGGUCCGAAACCAGGAGGUCCUUCCAAACGAGCCGUUCCUGGAUCCACCGAGAUAUCGGGAGUUCAUUGUAAAUGUGCCCGGCGAUGCUGGCUUUGACCCGUUCUGCCUUGCGAAAGACUUGGCGACGUUCAAAUGGAUGCAGGAAGCCGAGCUGAAGCACGCGCGGGUUGCCAUGCUGGCCACGGUGCUGUGGCCACUUUCGGAGCUCGACCUCUCGGCCCUCAAGCUGCCCUUCCUAGAUCUGUCAGGCACAACGCUUGAUGGUGCACCCAUGGGCAUGUUCUUUGGCACGGUCUCCUUGGGCGUUGCGAUCAUGGAGCUCUCCAAAGCACCUGAGAGCCCUCCGGGAUUCUACAGCUUCGACCCCUUGAGCUUGAAGGAUUUCGAGAUGCCUAUGGCUUGCUGGCUGCCGCAAGGCAGACGUUGGACAGCAGAAGCUGAGCUCAAACAUGGGCGGCUGGCGAUGCUUGCUGCCCUAGCCUUUGCCUUCACGGAACUGACCACGAAGGUUCCAAUCAUCAGGCAAGCGCCGUUCCACUUCAACUGA
Molecule: messenger RNA, 729 nt
Organism: Symbiodinium natans
Lineage: Eukaryota; Dinophyceae; Suessiales; Symbiodiniaceae
Source: the annotation of a GenBank genome assembly